GUUGUUCGGUGUGACUUCUCUUACUCAGACAAACUGCUCAAGCACUUGGAUGAUCAUCAAAAAUCAAGAGUUACAUUGGUAUCACCAUGCUAAUCCAAUCUUACUGCUGGUGAUGUACUACACCCUCGCAACUCUUAUCCGUCUUUGGCUACAAGAGCCCAUUCAGAUGCCUGAUGAAGAGAAGUCUGUUAGCAGGGAAGAUGACAAAGAAAUAGCCUGCAGCCCAAUUCCAAUGACAGCGGAGAGAAGACGCAGUCUGUGGUAUGCAAGCCACUAUACAACUGAUGAGAGAAAACUUCUGUCAAUGACCCAAGAUGAAUACAAGCCAUCGGAUGUGCUGCUGGUAACAGUGAAUGGGAACCCUGCUGACUAUCACACCAUCCACCCCACACUGCCUUUAGAAAAUGGUCCAGCCAAAGCAGACAUGUACUCAACACCACAGUACAAAUGGGAGCCUUCGGAUGGUAUGUCAGAAAAGGAAGAGGAGGAGGAGGAGGAAGAGGAAGAGGAAGUUGCUCAGGAGGAAAAAGAAAAUGUUAAAUUACAUGCCCUGGUCUCGGUGUUCCAAUUUAUUAUGAAACAAAGUUACAUUUGUGCUUUGAUAGCUAUGAUGGCGUGGAGUAUCACGUAUCACAGCUGGUUGACUUUUGUGUUACUGAUCUGGUCUUGCACAUUGUGGAUGAUUCGGGACCGAAGGAAAUAUGCCAUGAUCAGUUCACCAUUCAUGGUUUUCUAUGGAAAUUUACUGCUAACGUUGCAGUAUAUAUGGAGUAUUGAGCUCAAGAAUGACGAGCUUCCUCAAGUAUCUGGUUUUCUAGAAAGAAAGGAACCUGGGGAGUUGGCAUCAAAGAUUCUUUUCACAAUUACUUUCUGGCUACUGCUUAGGCAACACCUCACUGAACAGAAAGCACUUCGGCUAAAAGAAGCUACUUUAUCUGAGGUCAAAGUUGGAAGUGAAGAAAAUGAAGAAAAAGAAGAGGAGUUGCAAGAGGGAGAAAUGGCAGAAGAACAAGAGGAAGAGAAGGAGGAGGAGGAGGAGGAAGAGGAUGAUGAGGAUGAACAGGAUAUUAUGAAAGUCCUGGGGAAGCUGGUGAUGGCUAUGUUCAUCAAGUACUGGAUUUACGUCUGUGGGGGCAUGUUCUUCUUUGUCAGCUUUGAGGGAAGAAUUGUCAUGUACAAAAUCAUCUAUAUGGUACUGUUCCUCUUCUGUGUGGCCCUCUAUCAGGUGCACUAUGAAUGGUGGAGAAGGAUUUUAAAAUACUUUUGGAUGUCAGUGGUUGUUUACACGAUGUUAGUACUUAUUUUCAUCUAUACAUACCAGUUUGAGUCAUUCCCUGGCUUGUGGAAGAACAUGACAGGCCUGGAUGAAAACAAACUAGCGGACCUUGGCUUAAAACAGUUUUCUGUGGCUGAGCUAUUCACACGCAUCUUUAUCCCCACCUCCUUCCUACUGGCGUGUAUCUUACACCUUCACUAUUUCCAUGACCGUUUUCUCCAGCUCACUGAUUUAAAAGCUGUAACCAGCAAACAGGACAACACUAUUUACAGACUGGUGCACCAAGAUGGAAGCCUGCCUGACAUAACUAUGAUGAAUUUAACAGCCAGCAGACAAAAGGAAGAAGAUAAAAUGCUGGAAGAGGCUGGUGAGAAAAGAAUGGAAGAGCCAGAGGGGGAGGGAGGGAAAGGGAGGGUCAAAAAAGGAAAAGAAGAAGAAAAGGAAGAUGAGGACAAGGAAGAUGAUGAUGAUGAAGACAAUGAAUCAGAGGAAGAAGAAACUACAGACUUGAGGAACAAGUGGCAUCUGGUGAUUGACCGCCUUACAGUGCUGUUUUUGAAAUUCCUGGAGUAUUUUCAUAAGAUGCAAGUCUUUGUGUGGUGGCUGUUGGAGCUGCACAUCAUCAAAAUUGUUUCCUCUUACAUCAUCUGGGUCACAGUGAAAGAGGUGUCUCUGUUUAACUUUGUGUUUUUAAUUGCCUGGGCUCUUGCUUUGCCAUAUGCUCAGUUUCGCCCAUUGGCAUCAAGUAUCUGCACUGUUUGGACAUGUGUGAUUAUUGUCUGCAAAAUGUUGUACCAGCUCACAUCUAUUGAUCCCAGCACUUUUUCCAGUAACUGUACAUUGCCAGGAGAGAAUGAAACUAAGGUCAAUUUAGAAGAACUCAAAACCUCAGUCCUCUACAGUGGGCCAGUUGAUCCUGCAGAGUGGGUUGGAUUGAGGAAGUCUUAUCCCCUGCUUGUGUACUUAAGGAAUAACUUACUGAUGCUGGCUAUUCUGGCUUUUGAAGUUACAAUCUACCGUCAUCAAGAGUACUACAGAUGUCGAAAUAACCUUACUGCACCUGUGACUAAAACGAUUUUCCAUGAUAUUACAAGAGCACAUCUGGAUGAUGGACUGGUAAACUGUGUCAAGUAUUUCAUAAACUAUUUCUUCUACAAGUUUGGCUUGGAGACCUGUUUUCUUCUAUCAGUGAAUGUAAUUGGUCAACGAAUGGAUUUUUAUGCCAUGAUUCAUGCCUUCUGGCUGAUUGCUGUAUUGUAUCGACGCAGAAGAAAAGCUAUUGCAGAGAUCUGGCCAAAAUACUGCUGUUUUCUGGCAUGCAUCAUUACAUUCCAGUACUUCCUUUGCAUUGGCAUCCCACCUGCUCCUUGUAAAGAUUAUCCAUGGAGAAGUGGUAAUGCCAACUUCAACUCCAACAUCAUAAAGUGGUUAUACUUUCCAGACUUCAUUGUGAGACCAAACCCUGUCUUCCUUGUCUAUGAUUUCAUGUUGCUGCUGUGUGCAUCCUUACAAAGGCAGACAUUUGAGGAUGAAAAUAAAGCUGCAGUACGAAUCAUGGCUGGAGACAAUGUGGAAAUUUGCAUGAAUCUUGAUGCAGCAUCUUUUAGCCAGCAUAAUCCUGUUCCUGACUUCAUUCACUGCCGGUCCUACUUAGACAUGUAUAAGGUGAUAAUAUUUAGUUACCUCUUCUGGUUUGUGCUUACUAUAAUCUUCAUAACGGGAACCACAAGGAUCAGCAUAUUCUGCAUGGGCUACUUGGUAGCCUGCUUUUAUUUCCUUCUCUUUGGUGGAGAUCUGUUGCUGAAGCCCAUCAGGAGCAUUCUGCGCUACUGGGACUGGCUGAUUGCCUACAACGUCUUUGUGAUCACAAUGAAGAACAUCCUCUCGAUAGGAGCAUGUGGCUACAUUGAAUCAUUGAUUAAGAAUAGUUGCUGGUUGAUUCAGGCAUUUAGCCUGGCUUGUACAGUUAAAGGCUACCGUAUUCCAAGCAACACUCUAGAUUGUAAACUGCCCAGUGGAGAAGCAGGAAUCAUCUGGGACAGUAUAUGUUUUGCUUUCCUGCUGCUGCAAAGAAGAGUCUUCAUGAGUUACUACUUCCUGCAUGUGGUUGCAGAUAUAAAAGCUUCUCAGAUCCUAGCAUCAAGAGGUGCUGAGCUUUUCCAGGCUACAAUUGUCAAGGCUGUAAAGGCAAGAAUUGAAGAGGAAAAAAAAUCAAUGGAUCAACUGAAAAGACA
Messenger RNA from Pelecanus crispus (Dalmatian pelican), 3510 nucleotides. Lineage: Eukaryota; Metazoa; Chordata; Aves; Pelecaniformes; Pelecanidae. The record is from RefSeq and is a predicted model, not a curated record.